This is a messenger RNA of Magallana angulata, 879 nucleotides long. RefSeq lists its product as uncharacterized. NCBI's taxonomy places the organism in Eukaryota, Metazoa, Mollusca, Bivalvia, Ostreida, Ostreidae. The transcript is spliced from 3 exons. The coding region runs from base 1 to 861 and encodes 286 amino acids. The record is from RefSeq and is a predicted model, not a curated record.
AUGGAGAUCCUGGUGAUGGGUAAACUGACCCUGGUAAUAGGUCUACAGAUCCUGGUGUUGGGCAAACAAACUCAAGUGAUACGUACUCUGACCCUGGUGAUAGGUAUGGAGAUCCUGGUGAUGGGUAAACUGACCCUGGUAAUAGGUCUACAGAUCCUGGUGUUGGGCACACAAACUCUAGUGAUACCUACUCUGACCCUAGUGAUAGGUAUGGAGACCUGGUCAUGGACUCUGAUGCUGGGCACACAGACACUAAUGAUUGAUAUUAUGACCCUGCUGAUAGAUUUUCAAACCCUGGUGAUACGUAUUCAAACCCUGGUGAUGGAUACACAGAGCUUUGUGAUAUGUACUCUGACCCAGUGCCUGGUUAUAGUAUAUAAAAAGUUGCCUUUUCUAUACCUCGAUGAGGAGGAAGACGAUGAUGAUGAGUAUGAUGAUGUGGAGGAAAUCCUGCUGGAGAAGCGGAUGACGUUCCAGAUGAUGGAGGAGAACCAGUGGCAGAACAAUGGGACAUUUGUAUUGAGGGUGAUUUAUGACGAUGACGUUAAUGCCAACAAAGUGACGUUCACCAAGGACAAAAUGGAGGACCUCUGUAAUCAUCUCAUUACCAUCGAAUCAAUUAUCAACAUUGACAAGGGCAAGCAUUUCUGUGAAAGGCACCUAAUUGACUUUGCCACAGAUGAACCAAUCAGGCGGGGCUUUAGAGCGGUGUUUAGCUCAGUUCCUGCUGCGGAGAAAUUCUACAAAAGUUUCCAACAAAGACGCACUUUGGCCCGAGACUCAGAAAUCUCUGAGCGAGACAUGGAACCCCGGGAACUGUUGGUGCCAGAAGUACAUGGGCGAGGAGCUUACGAUGACUGAUGAUAAUACGAGUGAAAU